Messenger RNA from Thelazia callipaeda (thelaziosis nematode), 666 nucleotides. NCBI's taxonomy places the organism in Eukaryota, Metazoa, Nematoda, Chromadorea, Rhabditida, Thelaziidae. The record is from the annotation of a GenBank genome assembly.
AUGUCACGUGGUGGUCGAGGUGGAUCUUCUGGAGUUCGAGCUGUAGCUAAUGCAUUAGGGAUAGCUAAACAUGAAUUGAAGUUGUUUACAGGGGUAAUCACUGAGUCGCAACCAACAUAUCCACCAGUAUCGCGAACAGUUGCUCCUCUUGAAGAUUCAACGGAAUUGCAAUACAUGACCGAAUUACGAAUGGAAUUGCUUACACGUUUUCAUGAUUCAUCCUUUUAUAUAGAAAUGAAAGACCAGAGCGCAGACUUUCAUCGAUAUACAGACAAGUAUCAAAUUAUUGAAAAAGAAAAAUUUCUGCCAGAUUGGUCUCGGCUUCCAGACGAGUUAGUUCCUAAAAAUGAUAAAGUUGACAGUCGAAGCCAAAAGAGGCGAAAACUAAUGGACAAAAGAGAAGAAGAUUUGGCUAAAAAGUUAUCAGAACUUGAAAAAGAAGAAAAAUCAGGAAGUCUUGAACCUGAAGUGCAGGAUGUUCCUGAUGAAAAUGAUGAAGAAAGUGAGAAAGAAGAAGGGAACAAUGAAGUUGAAGAGCAGGAAGCGUUAUCAGAUGAUGAUUAUCAAGAAGAAGACAACGACUAUAUCCAUUCCUAUUUUGAUAAUGGCGAAAAUUAUGGUGAUGUUGGUUCAGAUGAUAAUUUAGAUGAUGAUAAUGCAUUUUAA